AUGGGGUCGCGCGGCGGAGGCACGGGGCGCUCGCGCGGGGACACGCAGCGCGCGCUCGACGAGUUCGACGAGCUGGCGGGGCUCCGCGGCGCGGGCGCCGGCGCCGACAGCGCCAGCCAGGCCGAGCGCAGCGUGUACGUGCUCGAGCACCUGGCCACCUUCACCGUCACCCGGGAGACCGGCAUCGUGUAUCCCGCCGAUGGCAUGCGGAGACUGCUACAGCUAGAGAAAACCAACGGAAUAUGGAGCCAAAAAAUGCAAUUAUGUCUGGAGGGUUCGUGGGUACUGGUCAUGGACUACGAAACAGGAUCGAUAAUGGAACGCUUCCCCGCGUCUUGGGUGCACACCCCAACUGCAUUCACAUCGCCGGAGCCCGCCGAGCUGUACAACAACGUGCUGGCGUUCGUGGUGGGCGCGGCAGAGGGCGCGGGCGGGCCAGGGACGCCCGGCGGGGCGGGGGGCGCACCGCGCCGCGAGCUCCACAUCUUCCAGUGCCACGACGUGAGCGCGCAGGUGCUCGUGGAGGAGCUCAAUGCGCUCAAGGGUGUGACGGGAGGUGGCCCCGGCGACGGCGGACGAGACUUCAUCAUCGAGAGAGAGCGCGAGCGGGAGCGGGAGAAUGAUGGCGAGCGCCCGCGGAGACAGCAAAUGUCGGCGCAGCUCGGGCGCGGCGAGCGCGGCGGCAGCGGCGGCGAGCGGGACGACGCGUCGUCCACGGGCUCGGAGCGGCUGUACGAGCAGGACAUCGCCAUCCUCAACCGCUGCUUCGACGACAUCGAGAAGUUCAUCGCGCGGCUGCAGCACGCGGCGGCGGCGCAGCGCGAGCUCGAGAGGCGACGGCGCUCCCGCGGCGGCCGGCGGGGGACAGGCAGCGGCGGUGCCAACGCGGGCGAGGGCAUGCUGGCGCUGCGCACGCGGCCGCCGCCGGAGCGGGACUUCGUGGACGUGCUGCAGAAGUUCAAGCUGUCGUUCAACUUGCUGGCCCGCCUGCGCGCGCACAUCCACGACCCCAACGCGCCGGAGCUGGUGCACUUCCUGUUCACUCCGCUGGCGCUGAUCGUGGACGCGGCGCAGGACACGGCGGACGGCCGCCUGCCGUCGCGCGUCGUGCAGCCGCUGCUGACGCGGGACGCGCUCAACCUGCUCGCCAACUGCGUCACCAGCAAGGAGACCGAGCUGUGGCACUCGCUGGGCGACGCCUGGCUCAUACCCAGGGAACAAUGGAAGACAACCAUCCCGCCGUACCAGCCAGUGUUCAUGGACGGCUGGAGCCCCGACUACCAGGUGGACGACCAGCCGCUGCGGAGGAACAUGCGCGGUAUGGGGCGCGACGACUCGGGCAGCGCGGCCUCCUCGCCCGACAGGGAGCCCUACCGGGGCGACCGGGACGACGAUGACCUGGGCGAGGCGUGGGCGCGCGGCGUGAUGGCGCGCGGCGGCCGCGUCGUGCGCGUCACGUACCCGCGCACCGCCAACAACGACAAGGAGCUCACCGUCGUGCGCGGCGAGUACCUCGAGGUGCUGGACGACUCCCGCAAGUGGUGGAAGGCGCGCAACCGGCGCGGCGUGACGGCGCACGUGCCGCACACUAUCGUGGCGCCGGCGAGCUCGCCGCCCGCCUCGCCGCACCUCUACCCCAACCCCAUCUACACACACUACCAGGAGAACGCAGGCGGGCGCGGCCCCGCCGCCCCCGCGCCGGUGUUCGCCGCUCCACCACCCCCCCGCACCACCUCUGACACCGUCAAAUCGACCAAGUCAAUGAUGGGCCAAAACGACGGGCUGCAGGAGGAACUGAAGCUGGUGCUGCCGGCCAUCCAGCAGCGAAAGAAUAAACUCGACAUCAAGAAGACACCAGACAUCUUCAUCGACCAGAAAUCAAACCCCGACGAGGUAGCAGAAUGGUUGGAAGCGAAAGGUUUCAACGCGGCCACACAGCGCGCACUGCGCAUGCCCGGACACCAACUGUUCGCCCUGACGCGCGCGCAGCUGGAGAAGGCGCUGGGCGCGGACGAGGGCAAGCGUCUCUACAGCCAGAUCCUCGUGCAACGCAACAUCUCGGGGUACAAGACGACCUCCGCGUCGGAGCUGCAGAGCAUCCUACGCAAGGUGCGCGAGAAGGUGGAGGUCUCGUGA
Messenger RNA from Spodoptera littoralis (African cotton leafworm), 2136 nucleotides. The record is from the annotation of a GenBank genome assembly. NCBI's taxonomy places the organism in Eukaryota, Metazoa, Arthropoda, Insecta, Lepidoptera, Noctuidae.